CAGUUGAGGACAGGUAACCAUUGAGCCAACCCACAUCAGACAGGAUAGAGAGGACGAGGAACAUCUCUCACUUUUCUCUAAAUCUUGUUUUUUUUUGUUGAUUCUGAAAUCUGCCUGGGAGCUGACAUAGAUUUGACAGGCUGGCAGGUCUUUUCACCAUGGCUCCUAAAGGAGGAACAUGUUGCUUUCUUCUCAUCUUGGCGUGUGCAGCCUUGGCUAAGCCACCAGAUGGGAAUCCUGAAGACAUUUCCAGGAUACUGAUGAAGAAGUGCCUGAAAAAUGGGUAUCCGGAGCCUAAGAUGCUGCCGAUAACUCUCUUCGAGAAUUGUGACUCGGCAAAGGCGGACCUGGAAAGCAUGGUUUCAGGCUCUUCCAACAAAGACCCACAAGUGGAUGUAAUGAUAAACAAGAAAUGUCUUCUAGCCACAAUCAAGCAGAUGCGGAACUCCUCCAUGGCAUCUUCAUGUCACAUGCAAGCGAUUUUGGCCUCUAUCUCCUGGGAGAUGUUGACCAAACAGAGUGAGAACAUGACGUCAGAGGAAUAUGACACGCUGUUGGGGGCCUCCAAACCUGCUCUAGGAAUGAAACUUCCUAGUUAUGUAGGAGAGGGCCAAAACCUGAAAAAGUUGUUGGACAUGCUGAAGGAGACAUUUGUUGGCAUGUCUGAAGACCAAACAACUCAGGUGGUAAAAUGGGAGAAAGAGCAGAUCAUGGAGAAAUACUUCAACUGUACAACAAGGCCAGCAGCUGAUCAAAGAUCAAGUUUGAUGGAGCGCUGCAACCCUAAAAGAAAAUGGCUGGACUUGGACACAUUGAACAUGAUGGGACCUUACAUCGCCAAGUUAGCACCAAAGGAUGUUGAUUCUGCUCCCAAGGAAGAGCUGUGUGAAUUCUUCCGCUUACGAAAGUUUAAAGUAGCCACGAACAUGGUCAGCAACAUGAAUCCCAGCCUGGGAAGGAAGUUUCUCAAAAGAUUUCAAGAAUGCUUCGGGACAAAUGAGUUUUCUAAGAAUGUGGACAAGCUCGGCAUACUGGCCUGUCAUGUUUCCAAUGCUCCAGAUUUGGAUCCUGACCUCAGCCAAAAACUCCUCUCUGAGCUCGACAGCUGUGACGACGGCAACCCCAAAAUCAAGCAGAUGAAGAAGCGUCUUGUCAAGGCAGUUUUUUCAAAUGCAACCGACAUUAGAGGACUACAAAAGUUGGGCAAGAGUGUUGCCUUCUUGACUUCCUCAGAUCUUUCUAAGAUUUCUAAAGCAGAUCUCAAAGACAUCGUCACAAAUCUGGGAUCCAGCGUCCAAUGGACACGGGCCCAGAUGCGCGCCAUAGGAAAGAAACUGCAGGACAAGAAGUGCAACAAAAGUAUGUCCGGUCAGGAUCUGUUGGCCUUAAAGUCAGUUGCAGAAGGUUUGCCAAGUUGUGCAUUUAAGCAUGUCAAGGAGAUCCUGAAUGACACAGAGGGGAUGAAGAACAUCGCCCAGAGGAUGAGGAAGGGGCAGCGGAUGGCCAUGCUGCAGGAGCUGCUUGGAGACGUGGCUCCCUCACUGCUGGUGCAGAAGCUGUCCGGCCGUUUGCUCAGCAGUCUUCCUCUAAGCACGCUAGUUGAAGCAAACAUCGUCUCUUUGGAUCAAGUGGGGGAUAAAACAUGGAGUCGCUCACAGGCAGCUUUCCUGGCUAAAAAGAUACUUAAUGGAAAUAAGUUUUGGUAUAGAGUUAAGAAGCUGCGCUCAGUGAUGCAGGGAAUAACCUGUGAGAUGAUCGACGACGUAUCAGACAGUGAUACUGGGGACAUGGGUCAGGCUGUAACAGAGGAUCCGCAGUGGCUCUCCAAACGCCAGGCAGGAUGCGCUGCCCGAAAGCUGUUUGCUUCUUUGGAGAAAGAGAGAGCUGACUACUUCAAAACCAUCACUGAGGAGGAGAUGAAAAACAUCUCCACAUGCUUACUCCUUCGGCUGCCGCCUUCGAAGGUGGAGGAUUUGCCUGACUCUGUGUGUCCCACCUUACUCUACAAGAUAGAAGAGGCCGACCUGAGCUCAUUACCUCAACGUUCCCUGUCUCGCCCCGCAUUCACCGAGAGAGCUCUGCGUUGCCUGGCUAAUGGGACAGACUUAUCUAUGUUGACCGAGGAGGAUGUGUCCAGGCUUGGACCUUUUUUGUGUGAGCUUUCGCCUGCCCAACUGAAACUCAUGAGAGGCCCCCUCAUGGCCCCUGAAGUCCUCAAAUCCAGCCUCCGUGCCAUGGCUUCCUGUCAGCAAAUUCCCCGUCGCCACGUGGCAGAUUUGGUUCAGCUGGUCAACGAGACUUUUGGGGAUCCAUCUAAUUGGUCAGCAGAGACUAUGGAAGAACUUGGUGCUUUGGUCCUUUUGGAUGACAAUAAGAUAUCCACUCUGCCCAAUAAGCCUUGGUUGAAGGAUGUUCUCUAUUUCUUGAAGUCGAAACUCAAACACACCUCCAAAGCCCUGGGAAAGAAAAUCUUUGAUCUCACCACAACCGCAUCAAAUGCAGCACGUAAAAAGAGAGCAGCCGAACAAGUCACUGCGGAGAUGAUUGAAGAACUGGGAAUGAAUAACGUCUACUGGUCAGUCGAACAGCUGGAUGGGAUGUCAGACCAAACCUUCCUUGCUACUGUAGAAACUCUUGGAGAUGUCUCUGACUACAACGCAGAUCAACUGGCCGUGCUCAAAAGCAAAAUAGAUAAGAACUUGGUUCCAGAGAUAACUGAGAGUGAGGUGAAGCAGUUGGGAUGUUUAACUCGGGGAUUCUCCAGUGAAGACCUCGAGACGCUCCCUUUCCCAUUGGACACUCUGGAGGAAACUGCCAACUGUGGCUGGAAUGAGUCCCAGAUGGAGUCGGUGUGGAAGGGUGCUUCAAAAUAUAACAACCUGACGGUGAAGCAGCUGAAAGCAGCAGACAUGGUGAUGCUGAGCCGGUUCAUCUGUGGCCUCGACUCCACUGAGAUCAGACAGCUGAACAUCGACGCCUUCAAGGACGCUGUGGGCUCAGUGGGAAGUGUUGCCUGCUCCUACAGUAAAUCACAGGAGUUGAAACGUCUCGCUGUGUCUGCAUUUGGAAAUCCUAACAGCUGGGAUGAAGCACACGUAUCUGAGCUGGGCAACAUCGCCGCUGGGCUGAACGCAACUGAGUUUGCUUCUUUAAACUCGUCAGUCUUCUCAUUCAUCAGCAAGCCCUGCAUCGCGCUCAUACCACCACGCAUCUUUGCUAGUCUCAAUGUUGAUCAGCUGUUGUCUCUUGGACCUGACAACGCUGCCAUGGUAACCAGUGGACAGCAAGCGGAGAUGACAGACGAGCAGCUGGCCGCUGUUGAAAGAGCCGCGACCGGGUCAACUGACCAAGAGCAAAGAACUGACCAUUCAGGAGCUCCAUCAAUGAGCGCCGAGGGGAUCUCAGCCUUCAUGAUGCCGCUGCUGUUCCUCCUCAUGGGUUUGCUGUUGCUGUGAGAACUGAGAGCUGCACAUCCCGCUGCAACACAAGCAGGAGCUCCUACCCACCAACAUGCAGCCUCUUUAUGUUAUAGAGACAUGUCUCUCUUAUUGUGAGGACGAUGGCUUCUUUUAGAUUUUCUGUUAUCAUUUGUGAGUGCAGGCUGUACUAAACAAUAACAAUUACAUACUCAGGAUAUAUUUAACUGUGAGGAAUCUUUAUUAUUGCUUUUAAAUAUUCUGUCUCUAUAUCUCUAUAAGAAAGUAUAUUUGAAUAGGAUGAAAGGUCAUAUUUAAUGUGUGUCACUCAGGUGAUCUCGUUGUAGGAUGUCUUUGUACUGUAAGAAUGACAAGUGAAUAUAUCAAUAAAGAAUAGUAACA
Gymnodraco acuticeps is the source of this 3818-nucleotide messenger RNA. RefSeq names its product otoancorin (gene otoa). The coding region runs from base 159 to 3455 and encodes 1098 amino acids. Gene Ontology annotation, biological process: cell-matrix adhesion. The transcript has 29 exons. Gene Ontology annotation, cellular component: cell surface. The record is from RefSeq and is a predicted model, not a curated record. NCBI's taxonomy places the organism in Eukaryota, Metazoa, Chordata, Actinopteri, Perciformes, Bathydraconidae.